AUGGGAGAUUUGCCAAGUAGUCGAAUAACAAAAUCUCGUCCUUUUGAAAAAGUUGGGGUAGAUUUCGCAGGACCGUUAGUCACAAAAUGUCAGCAUCUCAGAAAAGCUACCCAAUUCAAGUCUUACCUUUGUUUAUUCAUAUGCACAGCGACUAGAGCAGUUCAUCUCGAACUCGUGUCCAGUAUGUCUACGGAAGCAUUCUUAUCCGCACUUCGUCGAUUUAUUGCACGACGAGGCCAUCCCACUGAUAUCCUGUCAGACAAUGGAUCGAAUUUUAUAGGUUCAGAUAAUUAUCUAAAGCAAUUAUUCAAGUUAGUCCAAGACCAGUCUGUACAAAAUUUCCUGACUGUGAGAAACAUCAGUUGGAAAUUCAUUCCACCAUAUGCUCCCAAUUUCGGUGGUGUUUGGGAGUCAUCCAUCAAACUCGCCAAAAGACAUCUCUUUAAAACUUGUCAAGGACAUUUGCUUAAUUUUGAAGAACUGUCCUCUCUCUUAUGUCAGAUAGAGGCCUGUAUUAAUUCAAGACCUCUAGUACCACUUUCCAAUGAUCCAGCUGAUCUCAGGGCUCUCACCCCUGGGCAUUUCCUAAUCGGGGAACCUCUUCUUGAGCUUCCUGAAGGAACUAGUCUCACUAAUCAAAAUCUUAGUCUUUCUUGCAGAUGGAAAAGUCUCUUACAGUUAAAACAUCAAUUUUGGAAUAGAUGGACUAGAGACGUCCUUCACCAUUUGCAAGCCCGACGGAAGUGGCAUCAACAUCGUCCUCCUUUGAGUGUCGGAGAUCUCGUCCUUAUUCAAGCUGAUAACAUGCCUCCAUUAUCCUGGCCACUAGCGCGUAUCCUGGAGAUCAUCCCCGGAACAGAUGGUAUCCCUAGAGUUGCCCUGCUUCGUACUCCAUCAGGACCUGCCAAAAGAGCCAUUAACAGACUCAUUGCACUACCGGUGCCGACAUGCCGCGCCCCGGAGGAUGGUGAUUCAUCUGAACGCCAACAGAUGGCGCAACGAAAAUCCAGAACUUUGAACUCUUGUUUAUGUUCAGGGACUAGGCAUUCUUAG
Messenger RNA from Argiope bruennichi, 1053 nucleotides. RefSeq lists its product as uncharacterized. The transcript has a single exon. Gene Ontology annotation, biological process: DNA integration. Gene Ontology annotation, molecular function: nucleic acid binding. The record is from RefSeq and is a predicted model, not a curated record. Lineage: Eukaryota; Metazoa; Arthropoda; Arachnida; Araneae; Araneidae. The coding region runs from base 1 to 1053 and encodes 350 amino acids.